Molecule: messenger RNA, 1199 nt
Organism: Hemiscyllium ocellatum (epaulette shark)
Lineage: Eukaryota; Metazoa; Chordata; Chondrichthyes; Orectolobiformes; Hemiscylliidae
Product: sorting nexin-24-like
Exons: 7
Coding region: 186-710 (174 amino acids)
Molecular function (GO): phosphatidylinositol phosphate binding
Source: RefSeq, a predicted model, not a curated record
UUUUGUUGCAAAUGGCUUUUGGCUGAUCCCGAAUGUCAGUGUGUUGAUCCAGGCGGGAAGAGGCUUUCUGAACAGAGACGGCACUGUGGGUUGUCUUCUCCAUAUAUGCAUAUAUAUUUUUAAAGUAGCAAUCGCAGUACUUUGUUUGGUUCUGUGGUUUCUUAUUUUGGAAGCUCCUCUGCACCAUGCACCACAUGAUAGAAGUGGCCAUUCCGUCUUUCAGAUAUGAGGAGAGCGAUCUCGAAAGAGGAUACACGGUAUUCAAAGUUGAAGUACUCAUGAGUGGACGUAAGCAUAUCGUAGAGAAACGGUACAGUGAAUUUCAUGCACUUCACAAAAAGUUGAAGAAAAGCAUUAAAACGCCUGAAAUGCCUUCAAAGCAUGUGAGAAACUGGGUGCCUAAAGUCCUGGAACAACGACGCCAUGGUUUGGAAGCCUACCUUCAGGCUAUUCUGAAUGAGAAUGAAGAACUACCCAAGAUAUUUCUAGACUUUCUUAACAUUCGUCAUCUCCCUGCUUUACCAAAGGUUGAAAGUUGCAGUUCCAUUGAUGACUGUGAUUAUGAAGAAUUCAGCAAACUAUCCCACCAGCCAGUACUGCUUUUCCUGAGGGAUCCAUUCAUCUUACCAACAGCCACCGAUGACUCCCCAAAUGUAGUUAUUGAAGGUGUUCUACAUGGAAUAUACUAUCCAUAUCUUCAACUGAGGUAGAGCAACAUCUACUGCAAGAAAGGCAUUUCAAGAUAUGCAACCACAAGAUUAACCAGUAAUCAUCAUUAAAAGAUGCACUGUUUAAUAUGCAGUCAUCAGUUUGGAUUGACUUAUCCUUGGCAAGUUGUACAUUUAAUGCUUAAAUCAUGAAAUAUUUUUAAACUUUUACUAAAGUUAUUGCAUAAACUUGUGUAUAUAUAAUAUAUAGACAUUUAAAAAAGGACUGCCAUGUGAAUGUUUAUCACUGAAUGCGUAACAGAUUUCAUUGUGAACCUUGAGUUACAUGUGGUAACCGUGUUAUUUGAAUUUUAUGAUCAAAAGCAUUACUUCAUCAUUAAAUGGAGAACUUUUCUAUUUUAUUCCUUAGGAUACUACCUGUUGAGAAAAUCCUAAUCAGUGCACCAAUGUUGUAAAUAAACAUUUUAAGGCAGAAAUUUUACAUUUAAUCAUGUCAAAAUGAAUUAAUAUUUAUCUGUAAAUCAGUGAUCC